AUGACCACUAUUAGGACAAUCAUAGUUGUGGCAGUCAAAAAGGGUUGGCCAAUGUACCAAUUGGACGUCAAUAAUGCCUUUUUACACGUGGACUUAGAUGAAAAGGUAUAUAUGAGAAUACCCCAGGGCCUGAAUGUUUCUGCACCUACCAUGGUUUGUAAAUUGGACAAAUGCUUAUAUGGCCUAAAGCAAGCUUCUAGACAAUGGUAUUCCAAAUUAAGUGAUUCUCUUAUUUCUAAGGGCUACUCAGUUUCAAAAAAUGAUUACUCCUUAUUUAUCAAGUCUAUUGGUUCUCAUAUUACAAUUGUUGUUGUUUACGUUGAUGACAUUCUCUUAAGUGGUAAUGAUGAAAAGGAGAUGAGUUCUCUCAAACUAUUUCUAGAUGCUCAAUUCAAGAUAAAAAAUUUAGGGCAUUUACAUUAUUUUUUGGGUUUGGAAAUCCUCUCUGAAUCUGGAGGUGUUAUCAUCUGCCAAAGGAAGUUUGCUUUGGACCUCUUAUCUGAAUUCAAUUGUCUAGAUUGCAAUGUUGUUGCUAGCCCCUUAGAUGUGAAUCUGAAACUCUCCAUUGAAGAUGGGGAGCCCUUAUCUGACCUUUUCUUGUAUAGGAAGCUCAUUGGCAAGCUGAACUUUCUCACAAAUACAAGACCUGAUUUGGCUUUCUCAGUACAGUUGUUAAGUCAGUUCAUGCAUGCCCCUACUUCAUCUCAUCUUUCUGCUGCUUAUCAUGUUCUUAAGUAUGUCAAAGGUACCUUGGGGCAAGGUUUGUUCAUGUCUGUUGCUUCUGAUUUCUCAUUACAUGCUUAUUGUGAUUCGGACUGGGCUUCUUUUCCUAGUUCCCGGAGAUCCGUUAGUGGUUAUUUGGUGUUACUUGGUGGUUCUUUACUCACAUGGAAGUCUAAAAAGCAGCACACUGUGUCCCUAUCUUCCGUCGAGGCCGAGUAUCAUUCCAUGCGCCGAGUUGUUGCCGAACUUGCUUGGCUCACCAGGCUGUUACAUGAACUUUCUGUUACCUCAAUUUUUCCAGUUCCUUUACACUGUGAUAGUCAGUCCGCCAUCUACAUCGCUCGUAAUCCGUUGUUUCAUGAGCGUACGAAACAUAUAAAGUUGGAUUGCCACUUUGUUCGCGAGAAACUCCAAGAUGGUCUUAUUUCUUUAUCCUAUCUUCCCAGCAAAUUACAACUGGCCGAUAUGCUGACUAAAUCACUCUCAGGUGUCACUCUCAGGCUACAGUCAGAGUACAAGCUUCUUGGAGCCAAUUGCAAGGAGAAAGCAGGUCAAUAA
Molecule: messenger RNA, 1281 nt
Organism: Nicotiana tabacum (common tobacco)
Lineage: Eukaryota; Viridiplantae; Streptophyta; Magnoliopsida; Solanales; Solanaceae
Source: RefSeq, a predicted model, not a curated record